AUGGCCGUCACGGCACUAGCUUUCGGGUUUGCGUGCAAGGAGAUAAACAUUGGAGGGUAUAGAGGAUGGAGACUAAGGGUGCUUGAGGGAUUCAUAAUAGUUUUAGCUUUCACCGAGUUGUUCUAUCUCGUGUUCAUUCAUAUGGGAAUGUUCGAUAGCAGCUAUGGUCCCAGUUACCGGGACACCGGCUAUGGCGUGGGAGCACACACCGGAGAGCCAGAACAUAAGGGUGGUUGUGUGACGGCGACGAGGGUAGUGUGA
Ilex paraguariensis (yerba mate) is the source of this 261-nucleotide messenger RNA. Lineage: Eukaryota; Viridiplantae; Streptophyta; Magnoliopsida; Aquifoliales; Aquifoliaceae. The record is from the annotation of a GenBank genome assembly.